GGCACACGUGUCUUGGAACAUUUUUCACAGUGCAGCCAGAAGGUCUUCGGACUUCCUGCUCGCACACUUCUAGGUCCGAGCAGAUCAAGUUCGACUUGAUUGAAGCAGUUUGAGCGCCUCUGAAGAUGAGCGGGCGCCAACACACCCACUGCGCCUCCUGCUACAGCAGACGCUGCAGGGCGCCGGUGGAGGCCGGCGUGUGCUGCGCCUUGGUCCCGUGCCGCCUGCACUGCGGGGCGCUCUUCCACCUGUGCAAAGAGGAGGGGCACCUGCUGCUGUGCCCCAACGUCAGCACACCCUGCCUCAACGCCGCCUACGGCUGCCCCGCCCAGCUGCGACGCUCCCAGCAGGCGUCCCACCUGCAGGCGUGUCCCGCCAGCGUGGUGGUCUGCAGCGUGGAGUGGAACCGCUGGCCCGCCAACGACGCGCACUCGCACCCCAACCCGGAACUGCACCGCAACCUGCUGAGCGAGCGCCGGCAGGGGGUGAGCCAGCACCUGGACCUGGCCUUGGCGCUGAAGGACCAGGACCGCCUGUUCCACUCACUGAAGAUGAGAAAGCUUUUCCCUGAGCUGACACGCAGCGCCGGCGAGGAGGAAGAGGAGAGGCGGGAGCAGGAGGAGAGGAGGAAGACGGAGAGAAAGAGGAAGGCCGCCGAGGAAAAGGAAGCGGCAGGUAAGACUUGGGAGUCUUUUGCUACUUUCCCCAGGAGUGUUCCACCGGAGGAGGAGCUGACUCAGGAGGAGAGGGAGGCUCUGGCCAGCCGGGGUCUGAGCGAGGAUCUGCUGGAGAGCUACAGCGCCUGGGAGAGCAUGUUCAGCAUGGCCAUGGGGGGCUGCAGGGAAGCAGGAGCAGCGGGCGGGGGCCACGCCCAGGCUGGAGGCGGGGCCAGGAGACCAGGCGCCUUCACGGCGGCGGUGCCAGCUGACAGCUACACCCACGCGGACGCUCCCUCAUCCCGUCCCGCCGGGAGGAAGGACUAUGAGUACGGACACGUGGAGCCGAUGAAGAUCACCGCCGUGAGGACCUUCAAGGUUCCCAGCAGCUUUUCCGCCAAGCAGGGUCGGAUCCGCAACCCGGGGUUCUACAAGCGGGAGAGCAAAGCCGUGGACACCCGCGACCUGGGGGUGGCGCCAGAGGACACGCCCAUCUGGGAGGAGGUUCAGGCGUCCCUGCUGUGCUCGCUGGAGAAGGAGCAGCGAGGUCACCUGAUCGCAGAGAAAGUGUGCACGGACGGUCUCCUGCAGGACGAGGGCACGCAGACGUACAGCUUCCUGUCGGCCCCUUUCGGGAGGAACGCGUCGCUGGCGGACCUGACGGCCGAGAAGACGCCGGAGCUUCACCUCCAGCUGCAGGUGGAGAGCGUGAGCAACCGCCACCACAAAGCCAGCUCCGCCUUCACCUCGCUGUGCGGACACGCGGUCCAGAGGAGGGACUACGCCGCGCACUACAAGAACGUGCACAGUGACAUCCAGAUGUGCGUGAACGGCUGGUUCCAGCAGAGAUGUCCUCUGGCGUACUUGGGCUGCACCUUCAGCCAGGGAAGGUUCCGACCAUCCAGCCAGGAGGCCAGCGUGGUCUUCAUGGAGGAUCUGGGCUGCUUUCAGCUCCGUCCCUACGGCGUCUCGCAGGCCACGUCUCCCUCGGACGCGCCCGCCCUGAGCUCGCUGCCCUACGAGGUUCUGUGCCACUUGGCCAGCUUCCUGGACAGCCUGUCCCUGUCCCAGUUGGCUUUGGUGUCCCGCCUCAUGAGGCAGGUGUGCUGCUCCCUGCUGCCGGGGCGAGGCAUGGUCUCGCUGCGCUGGGACAGGGCGUGCGGCCCUCAGGGGCGGGUCAGGUGGACGGCGGAACAGAAGGUGUGGAUCUUCAGCUCAACUUUCUCUCCUGUGGACACUUGGUGCUUCCGGGACGUUCCGUCCAUGUCGGAACAUCUGAAGGUGUGUCCGUACUAUGAGAGAGAGUCCAGACUGGAGCGGGUUCGGCUGCCAACCCUCACCCAAAGUGCACAUUGAUGGAACUCUGAGACUAGAGACAGGAAAAGGAUUUGUACAAUGUGUGGCAUUAUUUUAUUUUUUUUGUGAAUUAUAUUUAUAUAGCGCUUUUUCUCUAGUGACUCAAAGCGCUUUACAUAGUGAAACCCAAUAUCAUCACCAAAGUGACUUUUUUUGUGUGCGCGCAUGUUGGCCGUUUAUGGAAGUAUUCCAUCCAUCUAUCCAUUUUCUACCGCUUAUUCCCUUUGGGGUCGCGGGGGGCGCUGGUGCCUAUCUCAGCUACAAUCGGGCGGAAGGCGGUGUACACCAUGGACAAGUCGCCUAUAGAAGUAUUAAUAAUAAUAACUUAGAUUUAUAUCGCGCUUUUCUAAACACUCAAAGUGCUCACCGAGAAGUGGGACUCAACAUUCAUUCACACCUGGUGGUGGUAAAUGAAGUGAAGUGAAUUAUAUUUAUAUAGCGCUUUUUCUCUAGUGACUCAAAGCGCUUUACAUAGUGAAACCCAAUAUCUAAGUAACAUUCAAACCAGUGUGGGUGGCACUGGGAGCAGGUGGGUAAAGUGUCUUGCCCAAGGACACAACGGCAGUGACUAGGAUGGCGGAAGCGGGAAUCGAACCUGCAACCCUCAAGUUGCUGGCACGGCCGCUCUACCAAUCGAGCUAAACCGCCCAUUAAUUCGAAUAAAACUAUCAAUAUUCCCAGCAUGACUCGGCAUUAGUCAUCUCAAUACGUAAAGGCCUACUAAAAUGAGAUGUUCUUAUUUAAACGGGGAUAGCAGGUCCAUUCUAUGUGUCAUACUUGAUCAUUUGGCGAUAUUACCAUAUUUUUGCUGAAAGGAUUUAUUAGAGAACAUCGACGAUAAAGUUCGCAACUUUUGGUCGCUAAUAAAAAAGCCUUGCCUGUACCGGAAGUAGCAGACAAUGUGCGCGUGAUGUCACGGGUUGUAGGGCAUCCUCACAUUGUUUAUAAUCAUAGCCUCCGGCAGCAAGAGCUAUUCGGACCGAGAAAGCGACAAUUUCCCCAUUAAUUUGAGCGAGGAUGAAAGAUUCGUGGAUGAGGAAAUUUAGAGUGAGGAUUAGAAAGAAAAAAAAAAAAGCAAUUGCAGUGGGAAUGAUUCAGAUGUUAUUAGACACAUUUACUAGGAUAAUUCAGGAAAAUCCCUUAUCUGCCUAUUGUGUUGUUAGUGUUUUAAUGAGAUUAAAAAGUACCUGGAAGUCGGAUGGGUGUGGCCACGGGUGUGUUGACCGCGAGUGUCUCUGAGGGAAGUCACGCAGCUGCAGCAGGAUGGAAGCUCCGCUGAUGUCUCCGGUAAGAGCCGACUUAUUACCACAAUUUUCUCACCGAACACUGCCGGUUGCCAUGUUCGCUUGACCGCUCUGUUCCAUACUAAAGCUUCACCUUCGGGAAUUUUAAACAAGGAAACACCGGCUGUGUUUGUGUGGCUAAAGGCUAAAAGCUUCCCACCUCCAUCUUUCUACUUUGACUUCUCCAUUUUUAAUUGAACAAAUUGCAAAAGAUUCAGCAACACAGAUGUCCAGAAUACUGUGUGAUUAUGUGAUUAAAGCAGACUACUUAUAGCUUGGAUCGGGUUGGAAAAUAAUGUCCGCUACAACCCGAGACGUCAAACGCACGCGUCAACAUUCCGUGACGUUUUCAACACGACACUUCGCCGGAAAUUUCAAAUUGCAAUUUAGUAAACUAAAAAGGCAGUAUUGGCAUGUGUUGCAAUGUUAAUAUUUCAUCAUUGAUAUAUAAACUAUCAGACUGCGUGGUCGCUAGUAGUGGCUUUCAGUAGGCCUUUAAAACAUGACUCUUCGAUUAUUUAUUUGAAUAAAACUAUCAAUAUUC
This is a messenger RNA of Nerophis ophidion (straightnose pipefish), 3839 nucleotides long. Its product is annotated as F-box only protein 40-like. NCBI's taxonomy places the organism in Eukaryota, Metazoa, Chordata, Actinopteri, Syngnathiformes, Syngnathidae. The transcript has 6 exons. The record is from RefSeq and is a predicted model, not a curated record. The coding region runs from base 126 to 2012 and encodes 628 amino acids. Gene Ontology annotation, cellular component: cytoplasm. Gene Ontology annotation, molecular function: zinc ion binding; ubiquitin protein ligase activity; protein binding.